Molecule: messenger RNA, 2379 nt
Organism: Aspergillus chevalieri
Lineage: Eukaryota; Fungi; Ascomycota; Eurotiomycetes; Eurotiales; Aspergillaceae
Exons: 6
Coding region: 1-2379 (792 amino acids)
Biological process (GO): DNA-templated transcription; positive regulation of transcription by RNA polymerase II
Molecular function (GO): zinc ion binding; DNA-binding transcription factor activity, RNA polymerase II-specific; sequence-specific DNA binding
Source: RefSeq, a predicted model, not a curated record
AUGGUGAUGGACCCCCCGGGCAAUGGGCCACCGCCUGCAAAGAAGGUCCGCGUGGCUUGUCGUAGGUGUCGAGCUAAGCGAGUAAAGUGUGAUGGAAGUCUUCCAGCCUGUGGGAAUUGCGCGCGCGCAAAUGUUCCCUGUGUCGAUGUGGAUUCUCGGAACAAUGACCUGGCUAUACCCCGCGAUUAUAUCGUCAAGUGUUGCUCGCGCAUCAAGUGGCUUGAGCAGAAGAUUCGGGCUCUAGACCCAAGUUUUGACUUGACCAAAGGCCCCCAGAUAGAUGCGGAUCUUUUUGAGGGCUCAUCACUGCCAUGGCCGCCGCAUCAGAGCCCCAGCAGCGCAGUCAGUGAUACUCCACCGCGCGCAGCUUCGAGUACAGAGAUGGCCAGCGCAGUAGAAGGACCUGCUACAGGGAAGCGAUCCCAUGCCUCGAUGGAAGAAUCAGAGAUUGAACGACCCCCAUCUGUCGAAGCGCGCACAGUAGCCAUGGAUCUGGGCAUGCUCUCGCUGCAAUCCGACUCAAGGCAGAAGCAUUAUCUCGGAUCAUCUUCGGGACUGCUUUUUAUGAAACUUAUCGGGGCUGGUGCUGAUGUUCAAACGUCUGGACCGGCUCCGUCUCCUGCAACGCGCCGACUACGCCGUAUGUCAUCCCCGCAUCGUCCGAGCGGUGUGUAUCAAUCACUUUAUGCGGGCCUAGAACGCGAGCUUCCCUCCCCUGAGGACGCGGAUCGGUUACUGGCAGUUUACUUUCAGUAUAUUCACAUCGACCACCCAUUCCUCCACCCUACUUCAUUGAUUAAUGCGUAUAAUGCACUGCAUGCUUGUGGCCAGCGUGGGUAUGAUCCUGCACGGCUGGAUCAAAACGGCUGGCUUCAUGAUAUCAAGCGUUUCCCUUAUAAUGGCAAAAUGGAUGUGGUGAAUGGUCGCGCAUUCACGCCGAUUUCAAUCUCUUUUGCUGUCUUUCACGUCUUCAUGGUGUUUUCUCUUGCAGCAACCGUCCUCACACGGAAGAAAAACUUUGACCACCCUCCAAUACGAUUUUACCGCAUGGCAAUGCUUGCGGCUUCGGAAUGUUUCUCCAACAUCUCGGUCCCGGCAUUACAAGGGGUCUUACUACUGGCUAUUCAAGGCAUGACUGAGCCUGCUGGCCUUAAUAUUUGGACUCUGGUACAUAUUGCCAUGUCUCACUGCGUUGACUUGGGCUUGCAUCGGGAACCGAAUGACCCAUCUGAUCUUCCUCCUGUUGCUCUUGCGGUCCGUAGGCUUAUAUUCUACACUGUCUAUUCACUCGACCGGUCCGUUUCAACAAUUCAAGGUCGUCCGCUGGGAAUUCGAGACGAGACGUUUGAUAUACGACGACCAACAAUGGAUGACUUGGCGAGCAAUGAUGCCCCAGUCACAAUGGAUGGAGAUCUGAAUGUGCAUCUGCCGUCAGCCGAGUAUCUUGCGUUUACCAUUCGCCGUUCCCAAUUGGACUUAUCUAUCUCCGAAAUAAAGCUCUUAUUCUAUCACCUGCCUUCACAGGUGAACAGCAUUAUCUGGCCUACAGAUCUUGACAAGAUCCAGCAACGUAUCAAAACCGAUAUCGAUCGGUGGCUAGCAGAUUCAUUGAGUGCCGUGCCAAGGCUAGACACAGAGGAAUCCUUGAUCCUUCACUGCGAGAAUCUUAAGCUUGAGUUACAGUAUCACGCUGCAAUUACGCUGCUGUACCAGCCAUCACAAGUCUUUCGAUCGCCAACACAACAAGCUUUGUCCCUGUGCUAUCAAAGCUCAAGCCGGCGGCUGCGUAUCUACCACUACCUGAACAAUGAAGAACAGUUAUACUACAGCUGGCGUAACAUCCAUGGCAUUUUCUCCUCAGGUGCUACCAUAAUCUACUGCAUCUGGGCAUCCCGCAACCUUCAAACUACAAUUCCUUUUGCUGAUGCCUUGCGAGACCUUCGAACGUGCUCGAAUUUACUAAGUAUCGGUGGUCAGUGGUGGCCUUCUGUGCGCAAGGGCAAGGAGAGUUUUGAGAAAAUAAUGGACAUAACUAUGAAGGGAUUGCGAAACCUGGAGAGUCAUCUCAUAUCGCCAACUCCAAUGACCGGGACAAAUCACCCUGCGCCGUCGUCAUUUGUUUCGACUCUAGAACAUGUGGCACCCCAAAGCCGACUAGAGCCUUCGGCACAGAUUUCAGGCUCUCAGGAUGCUCACAUGUCUAAUACCAUGUUACACGGUUUCGAAUCAUCAAUCGACAAUAUUGACCAUUCUUCCCUACUUGGUGAUGGGCUGUCGGCAGACGGUCCGGAAGUUCUUGCCAUCGACCCUGCGAUGGAGCACUUUUUGUCUGAAUAUUUACAGGGAGACUGGGGCUGGGAUCCGUUUUCUGGAUCUUAA